This is a messenger RNA of Oppiella nova, 2184 nucleotides long. NCBI's taxonomy places the organism in Eukaryota, Metazoa, Arthropoda, Arachnida, Sarcoptiformes, Oppiidae. The record is from the annotation of a GenBank genome assembly.
AUGAGCGCUGAUCAUACCACUAAUCACACCAAUUAUGCGAUAAAAAGUGGGCAAAGAGUUAGACGUAAUCCUAAGGGAGAGACCGCUCUUCACGUCGCAGCCAUCAAAGGAGAUCUCACUCGUGUCCGACAGAUCAUCGCAGACAACAAAUACGACAUCGACAUCACUGACUUCGCAGGCUGGUCACCUAUACAUGAGGCCUGUAAUCGAGGAUUUGUAUCGAUAGUCGAGGAGCUAUUGAAAGCCGGUUCUAAUGUCAACGCCAGAGGUUAUAACAAUGACACGCCUCUGAUCGACGCCGCCGUCAAUGGUCACCACCUUUUAGUCCAACUAUUGCUGAAAUAUGGCGCCGACUAUACUCUGACCAAUAAUUCUAACAAAACUGCACUUCAAGUGACAAAAAGUGUUAGAGUUUACGAAGAGAUCAGUUCUUUGAUUGAGGAGAAGAUGCGAAAAAAUGGUGGAUAUAAUAAAGAUAAUAGCAGUAAAAGUAGAUCCUCUUCGCCCAACAGUUCCUCUCCUCUGAAGCCCACAUCUCCGCGAUUGACACUUAGAUUCCAAACCAUCAAAGACCCCAAACAGUCGACAACUAUAACGAGUACUCCUAUCACUACCAGCUCCACAAUGUCCUCAACCAAGUCUUAUAGUGUUUCCAGCGCUUCAGACAAAGAUAAGGAAGUGACUAAUGACUCAACUUCUGACAGACAGACUGAUAACAAAACAACCGGUGCUAACGGGAGUCCAUCGGAUACAGUGGCCGCCAGCAGUGACCACAACUACACAACUGUUGAUUCAACACAGACUUCCGGUUCUGAUGAAUCCAAUCGAAAUCGAAAGCGCAGGAAAAGUAACGACGGCAGCGUUUCGUCAACCAGUAAUGCUUCCGGAGGUCAGUCCUCUCGAAGUGGCAGCACUUCAUCUGUCGGGUCUUCGACACAAGUGACCAACAAUUGGCACAAUAAGAAGCACCCGCAUCACCAUCACUUGAAUCACUCGAAUAAAUCCAAUAACAUAUCCAAUAAGGAUAAAAAGGAUAAGAAAUUAUUCGGUUCUUCGUCUGAUAGUGAAGGCAUCGAAGGCUCGGAAUGUGAUAAAGAGUUGAACCCUAAGGACACGUCUUUGAACCCAAACACAAGCGUCGGUUCCACUGAAACCAACGCUCCAAAAGUGCCGCCCCUUAGGAUAGUAUUGCCCGCAAACACGUCAAUCACCACACCAUCAGUGAGUGCCACCACAGCCGCUAGCAGUGGAUCCCAUUCAUCAGUGUCCUCAUCAGUGACAUCGAGUACCGCCCCUUCAGGUGCGAAGUUUCCAUAUGUAGUCUCAUCUGAAGAGUCGUUCCAAAGUGAAGGUGAAUGUGUUUCGGGUGCUGUCGGCUCUCAAAGGAUUACCAGAAGUAGCCAAAGGGUUGCUCAGCAACAAAACCGGUCGACCACUUCUGGCGACCAUCACAGCGACUCUGAAGAGUCGGGACUUCACAACACUUCUCAAACGGAUUCACAACAUCCGAGGAAACGAAAGAUUCGUAACAAUAAUACCAAUGAAAAUAAGAGUCAUUCAAAUAAUAACAAUACAAACAAUUCGGUGAACAGUAACUCAAACGGUGAUAAUGACAACGACUCGUCCUCUUCGACAUCGAGUCUCUCUCACAACCCGAAAGAUGAGAGACAUCGCUAUAAACUGAAGGUUCAGCAUAUGAUUGAUCGGCAAAAGUUGAUUCUGUCGGCAGAACAAGAGAUUCUUCGGGUGCACGGAAGGGCUGCCCGAGCGAUGGUCAACCAAAGCAUUCCCUUUUCUGUUUGUUCUAUUCUUAAAGACGAGGAAAUCUAUAAUAUCUUUGACAAUGAAAGCGAACAAAAUGAGACCAUUUCUAAUCACAUCAAAGGCGAGAAAGUGUUGGUCACCGGAACCAGCGGUGGUUUGAGCGCCAAUAGGACUCGUUAUAACGGAAGGCUAUUCCUCUCAUGGCUUCAAGACGUGGCCGACAAGUGGCAGAAGACUAAGGAUGUGAUGCUUUUGCGGCACAAAAAGGAGUCCGAAUCGAUGCUCGCGAUGCAGAAACUGGAGUGGGAGUGGAAACUCAAGGAAUUCGGUUUAUGUGACCUUAAGACCAGUCCCAACAUCGAUGACAAACACGUACCCAAAGUCUUCGUCAGUGAAGACUUUGAACUCUUUCCGGUUUAA